Messenger RNA from Cotesia glomerata, 5817 nucleotides. RefSeq names its product bromodomain adjacent to zinc finger domain protein 1A (gene Acf). Gene Ontology annotation, biological process: chromatin remodeling. The transcript is spliced from 7 exons. Bases 479 to 4837 code for a protein of 1452 amino acids. Gene Ontology annotation, molecular function: protein binding. The record is from RefSeq and is a predicted model, not a curated record. NCBI's taxonomy places the organism in Eukaryota, Metazoa, Arthropoda, Insecta, Hymenoptera, Braconidae.
CAAGAGUGUGCCAGGUGUGUAUACGCGCUGUUUCUUUUACUAUCCGGGCACCGUUAACGUGCUUUCUCAUGGGUUUAUAAAUUAUUUUGGGUUUAAAUUAUAUUGAAACUGUUAUAUAUAUUAUUAUCUAAUUCAUGAAAUUGUCAUUAAUAUAUUUAAUAGUGUCGUCAUAAUAACUUAAAUAUAUUAAACGUGUAAAAAUUAAAGUCCAAGGAACGAGGAUAGAAUGAGUGAGGAUAUAGUAGUGUGUUGUGUGUUGUAGAGGGAGAAUAGUGAGUAUUAGGCCACAAGAAUUCAAGAGAUACAAAUCGACCAAUUCUCAUCGUUUACUUACUCAACAUACAACUCAACCUGAAUUUAGACAACGGUCUGUGUCCAGUUGAUCAUUUUAUAAAUCUCUAAUAUCUUAUUAUUGUUGUUGUGAUCAUCAUAAACAUUGGAUGUGAAUAAUUGAAAUAGUUAUCAAGUUAACAUCGACAUGCCGUACCUCAGGAAGAAGCCGUUUCAACGGCUUCAUGUAUCAUCGGACUACAAGGAUGACGAUGAAGUCUUUCACUGUGAGGUUACGAAUGAAGUCUUCAAAGAUUACAAUGAAUACUGCGAAAGAAUUAUACUAUGCAAUUCGACAAUUUGGUCCUGUAGUAUCACAGGAAAAACUAAUAUGACAUACGAAGAGGCUCUUCAUUGUGAGGAAAAUGCUAAAAAGAGUCUCAAAGAAUUUCCUAUGGAGUUGAGAACUCCGAUCCUGUACCUGGCUUCUAAAACUCAUAGAACGUCGUUCAGUGAAAUGACAGACGAUGUUUAUCAAUAUGCUCGAGACCGUUAUUUUGUUGGUGAAAUGGUUGAAGCUAAUUUAGUAAAUGACAUAUGGUGUGACUGCCAUAUUUUGCAAGUUAUCGAACCAACAGAGGCACAACUAAAAGAGUAUGCUAAGGAAAGCCCUCAGGAGAGACAGUAUUAUCCACCAGCAAAAUUAUUUCGUUAUGAAGUUGAACAAAUGGACGGAGAUAUUAAUCAAAUAGCUAUUCUUGAGGCUUCACAAGUUAGACGUAAAAAACUUCUAUACAGCAAAGAACGUAAUAAAAUAUUUUUACGUAUGUUAUGCGAACAAAAUAGUAAAGGUCUUUGGAUUGUAAAAGAUUCAAUCCAACAAAAAUAUUCAAUUCCAAAGGUACGUUUUGAUACAAUAUUUUCAGGUCCACUGCCAGAUUUUAAUUUACCGAAAAAACCAAUUGUUAAACAAAAACAAGUUACGUUGGAUAAAUUUCUUACAUCUGAUGUUAGUAAGCACCGGGCAUUUGAGAAACCUGAUCCACUUAAUAAAAUAAAUUCUGGAGGAAGUAUUCAAGUGAAAAAACAUCGCAAACCUAGAGCCAAUGGGAAAUUUAGGAGUGAAGCUAGUGUUAAAGAGGAGAAGGAGAAACGCAAAGAACAACGAAAUGAAAUCCGAGAACGUAAGAGAGAGGAAAAACAAAAACUUGCUGUUUUUGCUGCUUACGUUAGGGAAUGGAAUAAACCUCGUGAGGAUCUAGAGUGUGAAGAUUUAAGACCCAUUUUAGAGGCAACACCCGUAGAUUGUGCGAUACCAAAUAAACACUUUGGUGAUUUUGCAAUGAUUCUUGAAUUUUUACAAUUUUUUUAUGACGAACUAGAAGUAAAUUCGUAUUUUCCGGGUGGUCUGACUAUUGAUACUUUGGAAAAAGCGUUGUUGGUUAAAGAAGUGUCUGGACCUUGGAGUGACUUAAUUCAAUUUCUUCUGGCGAAUAUUUUUAAAUAUCAAGCUCAAGAAGAAGAUGAAAUUCAUGAAUCUAAUUCAAAAAAUGACACCAUUAAUUUUGAUCAUGGUGUUUCGUCGAUGGCAGAGGCUGUUAAAUUAGCUACAAGAGCAUCAACUUGGUGUCAAACACAUCACGGAUGUCAACUAUCAGAACUUACCCUGGAUCAUGUCACCCUAAGUGAAAUCUUACGACAGCAUCUAUUGAGCUCUGGUGGUAGAAUCGGUGAAGCAGCAUCUAAGUGGAGAUAUUCUGAACGUGGUGGCUACACUAAUUACGAUGAUCCAGCUCUUCUAUUGAGGAUAAAUCAGCCACGACUUCUUCGACUUCUUGGACAUCGCAGCGUGUGCGAGUUUGAUCUCGAAGAUCGACUUUGCGUGGCUACUUGUCUUAUUAAUCAAUUAUUGACUUUUGCUGCUAUUCGUGAUAUUAUUGAUGAACGUUACGAAAAGGUUCAUCAAGCACGUCGUGAACUCAAGUCUCUCAUAGUAGCUGAACAAAAGAAGGAAAAAGAAGAAAAGGAGCGAAUAAAAGAACGUGAAAAAGAUAAUAAAGUAGAAGGGGAUAAAACAUUAGACGAUAAAACCGAUGAUAAACCGAAAAAAACUCGUGGAAGUCGUGAAGAAGAAAAGCUUCGGGAAAAAUAUGAACAACAGUUAUCAAAAUUAAAACUAGCUUCUAAAGAUGAUCAGAUGAUGCUUUACUUGGGUUCUGAUCGUGCUCAUCGUAGAUACUGGCGUUUACUCUCAAUUCCUGGUUUAUUCGUCGAAAAUGACGAUAGAACACCAGGUUCGUGCCUUACUGACGGUACGCCUUAUCUGCCUGAAUUACAAGAUAAAGAUUCAGCCAAUAAAUACCUCAAAAAUAAAUUUGAAGAUGAAGUUAGUGAUAAAGAAAAUAAUAUUAAUGAGGCAAAGACGUCACAAGUUUCUAAAAAAACAGUGACCUUCGCCGAUACUAAUGGCAUUAAUAAUAAAUUGUCUACGAGAGAAUUAAAUGAUAUGAGAAAAAAAUUAAUGGCUUGUACAGGCGACAAAGAGUGUCCCGUCCAUUGUAAGAGGCCGGAAACAAAAUGGAAGUUCUACGGUUCCUCCGAGGAUAUCGAACAAGUUAUGAAUAACUUAAGUAUACGUGGGUUACGCGAAGGUGAACUCCGGCAUAAUAUUAGUCAAGAACUAGAAAGUCUCAAGACUGCAAUAAGCAAUUGCCCGAAGCACAAACUCAAUCCAAAAUUAUUUCCACAAACGUCUCAAGAAGUAUCAAACAGUAAGACAUCAAAAAAACCUAAGAAUGAAAAUACAAAUCUUAAUUACCCUCCAGAUGUUCCAAUCGAUGAAGUUAUGGAGCUUUCAUUGCGAGACUUCAUUCUCGAAGUAGAAGAUAAAAUAAAAGUAGGUUGUCUUGGUGCACUUAAAGUAAAAGAUCGUGACGCUUGGAGAAAUGUAAUUACUAAUUGUCAGUACGAAAAACAAUGCGAUAAACUUGUUUACGGUCAGCACGAAAUAGAAGCAGAUGUUCCGAUAAACUCAACGUUAGAUAAAAUAAAGAGUGAAACACGGCAAGGUAGUCGGCCAGGAACACCAGAUUCUGAAGUUGGUAGUGGAAUCGGAAAAGCUUAUCAAGAUCCGGGUAAAUAUUUGGGUCCUCCUGAUGAAAAUGAACUUGUAGUUGACUCGAAACAACAAAUGCGAAUCCGGCAGAUGGCUUGUGCAAUUUUGCAAUUGUCACAAGCUGUAGAACAUAAAUAUUUAAAAAAGCCAUUGGGACAUGAUGAUAAGGAUAAGAAACAUUUAGGUGAAGAAGGCAAAGAACGAUGGGAACAUUCUCUUAUGAUGUCUACGAGCUGGUCUCAAUUAUUUAUUCAUAUAAAUACUUUGGAGAGCAGUAUUGCGUGGAGUAGAAGUGCACUCAAUGCUCGGUGUCGUAUCUGCAGAAAAUGCCGCGACGCUGAAAAUAUGCUACUCUGCGAUGGAUGCAAUAAAGGCCAUCAUUUGUACUGUCUCAAACCUAAACUUACUUGCGUACCCGAGGGUGAUUGGUUCUGUGUAACGUGUAAGCCGCCUGAUACAAAAUCAAAACCAAAAAAUAAAAAAAGGAGAAAGUUUGACGAGGAAGAUGAAGAAGAGGCCCUGACCAAAGAUACACGUCAUGCUCGUUCACGACGAGUUUUGUCUAGUGAAGAUGAGGCUGAAGAUGAAGCUGCUCCAGGUGAAGAGACUGUAGAAGAAAAACCUAAAUUCCGUGAACUUUGUGCGAUUUGUAAUAAUUCUGGGAGUGUGAUCGCUUGCGACACAUGCGUUAAAUUAUAUCACAUUGGUUGCCUUGAUCCACCACUUUCGAGGGCACCUCGUGGAAGAUGGUCUUGCUACGAAUGUCGAAAUAUACGGAAAAAUGCAACUAGACGUGCGCGAGGUCGCGAGAGGGAGAGAGACAGAGAGCGAUCGUGUGCGGCAGCUGCACGUUUCCGCAUCCACAGUUUUGCCAAGAGCCUUCUUCGUACAGAAACUUACAACUGGGAUGAUAGUAGUGCAUCAGAGGAAACAGAUGUGCUACCUCGUCAAACAAGACGUGCAGCCAAGCGAGCUGCUGCUGAUCAAGAUAAAACAUUGCACGAGCUUUUGAAAGAAGUAAUGCAUCACAAAGAAUCCUGGCCAUUUUUAUCACCUGUCACUGCUAAUGAAGUGCCUGAUUAUCAUGAAUUUAUAAAACAUCCGAUGGACUUUGGAACCGUAAAGAAAAAAUUAGAAGCUGGUCUUUAUGAAAAUAAUUCACAUUUAUUUUUUUCUGACUGUCUUCUUAUUUUUGAGAAUUGUCAAACUUAUAAUCAACAAAAUAGCGCUGUUUACAAUUAUGUUUACAGAGCUGGUAUGAGGCUAGCCAAGUUUUUUGAGAAGAGAAGCAAGGAAAUGGGCUUUAAUUACGAUGAUGAGACUUCUAAAUUACCUCCGGUCAAGAGACUAAAACUAGAAAACGGAGAUGCUGAUCAUAUUAACGAAACUUCAAAGUUGACUUCUCUUGCAGACAAUGGCACAGAGGAGACUAAAGUUAAUGGGGAUAAUUAAGAUAAAGACUGCACUUUAUUUAUUUGUUUGUUUUGGGACAGAAAAACAAUUAAAAGAAAAAAUACAAUGUAAUAUUUUUAAAUUUAAAUGGUAUAAAAAGAAAUAUUAAUUGUAAUGAUAAUUAUAAUAGAAUGUACCUUAUUUUUGUCAUGAGAUAAAUCGGUGUGACUACAAUUUUCGCUAAAUAAUUUUGUUUCCAUACUACAUAGGUCAGUAUAAUAAAUUCAUCCAAUUGAAAAAUUACUAUGCGAGAUCAUCAAUCAAAAACAAACUAAUACUCAUCACGAGAGUUUAUUCUCUCAAUAAUUUUGUACACAGUAUUAUAACAUUUCAAGAGCAUAAUAUUGUUUAAUUGAUUUAAACACCGUAAUCUCAGUAAUAAAAAAUAAAAAUGGAUGAAAAAGACAAAAUAAUUAAAAACUAGUACAAUAUUAUUCACAAUUGAGUAAGCAAAAUAUAAUUAAUAAUUUUUAAUUAAUUGUUAAUUUUUAAUGUACGAAGGAGAUAUUUUUUACUCAAUUAUUUAUUACGUUUAGUUAUUAUAUAAAUACUAUUCUUAGAUUAGUUUUAUUUUUCGAGAGACCUAUGACAUAGUAAAUAGAUAAAUGUAUUUGUUUAGAAUCGUAAUUAUUUUCAGCUGUUGAUUUUUAUACAACAGCAAUAAUAAUAAUAAUAAUAAUAUCUAUCCAACGUUAACUUAUUAAUUAAUUAAUACUCGUUUAUAAUUAAUCGGUGAAAAGGUGGUCUCAUCGUUAAUACUUAUAGGAUUUUUAUUCGUUCCAGCAAUUAAUUAAACAAGAUUAUUUAGUUCCGAAGGAACUUGGUUAAAUUUAGGCUGGACCUGCAAGAGUUUUAAGGUACAAAAAAACUAAAUAAAAAUAGAUCGAUCAUAGAGGAUUUGACGGCACAACAGAACCAAUUCUUUGUAAUAAUCUCUGUUUUAUACAAUUAAUUUGGUAAUAAAUGCCUCAAAAGCGCAA